Naumovozyma dairenensis CBS 421 is the source of this 582-nucleotide messenger RNA. It is a transcript of the gene RPS9A, whose product is annotated as 40S ribosomal protein uS4. The transcript is spliced from 2 exons. NCBI's taxonomy places the organism in Eukaryota, Fungi, Ascomycota, Saccharomycetes, Saccharomycetales, Saccharomycetaceae. The record is from RefSeq and is a predicted model, not a curated record. Gene Ontology annotation, cellular component: cytosolic small ribosomal subunit. Bases 1 to 582 code for a protein of 193 amino acids. Gene Ontology annotation, biological process: translation; positive regulation of translational fidelity. Gene Ontology annotation, molecular function: rRNA binding; structural constituent of ribosome.
AUGCCAAGAGCUCCAAGAACUUACUCUAAAACUUACUCUACUCCAAAGAGACCUUACGAAUCAUCUCGUUUAGAUGCCGAAUUAAAAUUAGCAGGUGAAUUUGGUUUAAAGAACAAGAGAGAAAUUUACAGAAUUUCUUUUCAACUAUCUAAAAUUCGUCGUGCUGCUAGAGAUUUAUUGACAAGAGAUGAAAAGGAUCCAAAAAGAUUAUUCGAAGGUAAUGCCUUAAUCAGAAGACUAGUGAGAGUUGGUGUUCUAUCUGAAGAUAAAAAGAAAUUAGAUUAUGUCUUGGCUUUGAAGAUUGAAGAUUUCUUAGAAAGAAGAUUACAAACUCAAGUUUAUAAAUUGGGUUUAGCUAAGUCUGUUCACCAUGCUAGAGUUUUGAUCUCUCAAAGACACAUUGCUGUUGGUAAGCAAAUCGUUACUAUUCCUUCCUUCAUGGUUCGAUUGGACUCUGAAAAACAUAUUGAUUUCGCAUCUACCUCUCCAUUUGGUGGUGCAAGACCAGGUAGAGUUGCCAGAAAGAACUCUGUUAAGAAAUCUGAAGGUACUGACGAUGCUGAAGCCGCUGAUGAGGAAUAA